Molecule: messenger RNA, 1667 nt
Organism: Mangifera indica (mango)
Lineage: Eukaryota; Viridiplantae; Streptophyta; Magnoliopsida; Sapindales; Anacardiaceae
Exons: 6
Coding region: 171-1391 (406 amino acids)
Molecular function (GO): GTP binding; GTPase activity
Source: RefSeq, a predicted model, not a curated record
GAAAGUAGCCAAAUUUCACUUAACCGGGCUUUGUAACACUGAGCCCGGCUGCGAGAUCUCUGACUGGUCGAUACGACCUCGUUUAGUAUAACUGGAAUCUGGCAUGCGAAAUCUGAUUAUGAAGGACACGGCUUUUUGCCAGGAGAAAGCCCUUGCAGCGAAGUCAAGAAAUGGAUACCACAGAUCGGAUCCCUCUCGAGACGAGACCCGGCAUCUUGAUACUCGGAGCCUCCAACGUUGGAAAACGCUCUCUUAUCUCCCGAUUGCUUUCAGUUGAUCUUGAAGAUGGCUCUGAUUCUUCGUCUGAACUAGUUGUUCAUGGGUGGACUAUAAACACCAAGUAUUAUACUGCUGAAGUUUCAGUAUGGAUGGCUCAUCUUCACGAGGACUUCUCUUUUGGUUCUCUUCCUUUUCUCGAGCAGUUGGCCGCAUUAGUCAUGGUUUUUGACCUCAGUGAUCUAUCAACUUUAGUCUCGCUUAAGGAUUGGGUGUCACGUAUUGAUCUUCAGAGGUUUGAAAUACUGUUGUGCAUUGGGAACAAAGUGGAUUGUCUUCCAGGUCAUCCGGUUCAUACUGAAUACAGAAGGCGGUUGCUGAAGCAUGGGGAAUCUUCUGCUGAUCUUUGUCCGGAUUUCAGUCAAUAUGGAAUUUCUGAAACUGAAGGAACUAGUUUGUUGGGUGAUGAAGAACCAUCAUGGGAGAUCAGGAGGUCAUGUUUGGAAUGGUGUGCAGAGCAAAACAUUGAAUAUGUUGAAGCUUGUGCUUCUAAUGUUGAUUUUGACAAAUGUUUAUCAGUGAAUGGCGAUUCACAAGGAGUUGAACGUCUCUAUGGUGCUCUUUCUGCUCACAUGUGGCCUGGAAUGAUUUUAAAAUCUGGUGAUAAGAUAUCUGGGCCAUCAUUACCUGAGAGAGAAGAGUUGUCUGAAGAAGAAUCUGAUUUUGAAUUCGACUAUGAAGUGCUAUCUGCGGGUUCAGCUGAGCCGUGGGAUGACAAAGAUGAAGUGUGGGUUUCAGCCAAUGGAACUAGCAAAGUCCUGAACACUGGGCAAUCGAUUACUCUGAAUAAUUCUGUCACAGAACAUGUCCCAGAGAAUGUAACUAAUUUUGAGAAUGCGGAGUUGCAACCUUCAACUUCAACAGGUGCUGUGGUGGAUGAGAUUGACAAUGAAGUGUUGCAAAAUGCACGAGAUCCUGAUUUAGCCUUGGAAUUGGAUAAGGGCACACAUUUUGACUUCGAGGAUUUGGAACAGCUGAUGUCUGAGAUAGGGAACAUUCGUAACAACUUAAGGUUGAUGCCUGAUUUUCAAAGGAGGGAAAUGGCUGCAAAGCUUGCUAUGAAAAUGGCUACUAUGUUUGGAGGCAGCAGUGAUGAUGAAGAGGGUCUUGAUUGAUCAAAUGUGCUAGUACUAUGUGUUUUCCCUUGUCACUGUUGGGCCUCGAGAAGAGCUGAUUUUCUGUAAGUAACAAUGACAUCAAUAUGCAGAGCAUAAUAGAUGUGCUUCCACUUGUGGGAUAUAUAUUUUGUCAUGUUUGUUAUCUGCUACCUUGUUCAUCAGAGAUUUGCAUUCAUUUUUUUUGGCAAAACUCGCAUUUCUGUUGUGACACUGAAAGUAGUAGGUUUGCUUAUAAUCUUAAUGGUUGACAAGAGGGAAAACUUGUUGAAUUUA